AUGAAGGAUCCACUCCGGCUGCGCGAAGAGUCCGAUGCACGGUCGCGCAAGGUCCAGUGGAAUGCAUCGACAAAGCUGACGACGGCGCGGCCAGCGCCAACGAGCCCGCGUCGCGACCCGCCAGCUGCGUCUCCGCCCGUGCAAGCCGCCGAGGAUGACGGCGCCCGGCGACUCAUCGAGCGGGCGUUUGAAAACGUAUGGGCUCGCGACAUCAUCGGCCACGCAUCGUCGUCGCCAACGAAGCCGAAACUGGACGUUGUGGACGAGCCGCCACCGAUUGUAUUGGACCGCCGCCUGUCGAUCGACGUCGGUCCGCCUCAACGAACGACCGAGCUGCUCCAGCUGGAACUCGAUCGCACGCAGCGCAAGAUUGCCAUCCAAGCCUUUCGCGCCCACUAA
Saprolegnia parasitica CBS 223.65 is the source of this 399-nucleotide messenger RNA. RefSeq lists its product as hypothetical. NCBI's taxonomy places the organism in Eukaryota, Oomycota, Saprolegniomycetes, Saprolegniales, Saprolegniaceae. The coding region runs from base 1 to 399 and encodes 132 amino acids. The transcript is spliced from 2 exons. The record is from RefSeq and is a predicted model, not a curated record.